UACCUCUUCACUUGUAUGCUCAAGUACUACUCCCAAAUGGGUGCCCAUGAUGAGGUUUUGUCCCUCUUUCAAAGCAUGUUGUCUCACAAUAUAAAGCCUGAUGCUUUUGUGUACCCAGUUGUGAUCAAAUCGUUUGGUGAUAAGGGUUUUCUGUUCCAUGCCCUUGUUUUGAAACUGGGUUAUGGUGAGGAUCGAUAUAUACGCAAUGUGAUUAUGGAUUGUUAUGGGAAGUAUGGGCCAAUUGAGCUGUGCAGAAAAGUGUUUGAUGAAAUGACUGAGAGAAGUGUUGCGGAUUGGAAUUCGAUGAUUUCUGGGUAUUGGAAGUGGGGUUUGGAGGGUGAAGUGUGUAGGUUGUUUAGUAUGAUGAGUGAGAGGAAUGUUGUGACUUGGACGGCUAUGGUUUCGGGGUAUGUUAAGAUGAAGGAUUUGGUCAGUGCAAGGAGGUAUUUUGAUGAAAUGCUGGAGAAAAACGUGGUUUCUUGGAAUGCAAUGCUUUCAGGGUAUGCUCAAAAUGGGUUUACAGAAGAGGCGUUGAGGUUGUUUGGUGAUAUGGUCACUGCUGGGGUUAAGCCGGAUGAAACUACAUGGGUUACAGUCAUUUCAUCAUGCUCAUCUCGCGGUGAUCCUUACCUUGCAGAUUCACUGGUGAAAAUGCUUGACCAGAGGCAGAUCCGUUUGAAUUGUUUUUUGAAGACUGCAUUGCUUGAUAUGUAUGCAAAGUGUGGGAGUCUUGAGACUGCACAAAGAAUCUUUGAUGAUUUGGGGAUAUAUAGGAAUGUUGUUACUUGGAAUGCCAUGAUUUCUGCGUACAUGAGGGUAGGUGAUUUGAGUUCAGCUAGAGAGCUCUUCGAUAAGAUGCUGCAAAGGAAUGUGGUAUCAUGGAACUCAAUGAUUGCUGGAUAUGCUCAAAAUGGGCAGUCCGCUAUGGCAAUUAACCUUUUUAAAGAAAUGACUAAGACUAAAGAAGCAAAACCAGAUGAAGUCACUAUGGUGAGUGUUAUCUCGGCUUGUGGGCAUCUUGGGGCUUUAGAAUUGGGUAAUUGGGCAGUUAAUUUUCUCACCAAGAACCAUAUCAACCUGAGCGUUUCAGGAUAUAAUUCUUUGAUUUUCAUGUACUCAAAAUGUGGAAGCAUAAAGGACUCUGAGAGAAUUUUUCAAGAAAUGAGUACAAGAGAUGUGGUUUCCUACAAUACUUUGAUAGCGGGGUUCGCAGCUCAUGGCCAUGGAAAGGAAGCCAUUGAACAAAUGUCAAAGAUGAUAGAAGAAGGUAUUGAGCUGGACCGUGUGACAUAUAUUGGUGUUUUGACAGCCUGUAGUCAUGCAGGAUUAUUAGAUGAAGGAUGGAAGGUUUUUAACUCAAUCAAAAAUCCAACUGUGGAUCACUAUGCAUGCAUGGUUGAUUUGCUAGGUCGAGUAGGCCAACUAGAUGAAGCUAAAAGAUUGAUUGAUAGCAUGCCAAUGAAGCCACAUGCAGGAGUUUAUGGCUCACUUCUGAAUGCUAGUCGAAUUCACAAAAGAGUUGAACUUGGGGAGCUUGCUGCAAAUAAGUUAUUUGACCUUGAACCAAAUAAUUCAGGAAAUUAUAUUUUGCUUUCCAAUAUAUAUGCUCUGGCAGGGAGGUGGGAAGAUGUCGAUAGAAUUAGAGAAUCAAUGAGAAAAGUGGGAGUGAAGAAGACAACUGCAUGGAGUUUGGUGGAAUAUAAAGGUAAAAUGCACAAGUUCAUAGUUGGCGACAGAUCACAUGAAAGAUCAGAAGAUAUCUAUAGGCUAUUGGCAGAAUUGGGUAGCAAGAUGAGAAAGCUUGGGUAUGAAGCUGACAAGAGCUGUGUGCUAAGAGAUGUUGAAGACGAAGAGAAGGAAGAGAUGGUUGGAACACAUAGUGAGAAACUGGCCAUUUGUUUUGCCCUUCUUGUCAGUGAACUAGGGGCAGUGAUUAGGGUGGUGAAGAACCUUAGGGUGUGUUGGGAUUGCCACACUUCUAUAAAGAUGAUUUCUAAGUUGGAGGGCAGGGAGAUCAUUGUGAGAGAUAACAAUAGAUUUCACUGUUUCAGUGAUGGGUUUUGCUCUUGCAAGGACUAUUGGUAAUGGAAGAAAAAAAAUUCGCCUUAAUCUUGCAAUGGAUGGCCUGUGUUCUGUGAUCAACUGACCAUUAUAAAACCAUUUGCUUAGUUAUGGAAUGCUGCUGAGACAGUGGAUGCAGAAGAUCAUUAGAUGGUCAAGAAAAUGGCCACUCUGGCAUGAGACUUCAAGUGAGAAAGUGCUCACAGGCUGCUUGUGAAGUAGAACUAUAAUUUGCCCAUGCACUGAACCAUCUCUUCUUCAUUCUUGUCAUCCAACCUGGACCAUUGAAUGCAUAGCAUCAUCUUCCAAGUCCAUAUUGUGUGUCAUCAGGCUAGCUGAUUGCAAAUGGCCAGAUGAUGGAGGAGACUGGCACUUCUAAAAUUCUAUCCACUUUGAAGACCACCAGAGAAUAAAUCAAAAAUUGGUAAUGGUUGAUAAGGUUAGGCAAACAUUCUUUAACAGUGAAGCAUAGAUGCUAUUAGCUUCACUUA
Messenger RNA from Pistacia vera, 2552 nucleotides. Its product is annotated as pentatricopeptide repeat-containing protein At1g14470-like. The record is from RefSeq and is a predicted model, not a curated record. The transcript has a single exon. Gene Ontology annotation, molecular function: RNA binding; protein binding; zinc ion binding. The coding region runs from base 16 to 2085 and encodes 689 amino acids. Gene Ontology annotation, biological process: RNA modification. Lineage: Eukaryota; Viridiplantae; Streptophyta; Magnoliopsida; Sapindales; Anacardiaceae.